Molecule: messenger RNA, 1005 nt
Organism: Kuraishia capsulata CBS 1993
Lineage: Eukaryota; Fungi; Ascomycota; Pichiomycetes; Pichiales; Pichiaceae
Exons: 1
Coding region: 1-1005 (334 amino acids)
Biological process (GO): endonucleolytic cleavage in 5'-ETS of tricistronic rRNA transcript (SSU-rRNA, 5.8S rRNA, LSU-rRNA); endonucleolytic cleavage to generate mature 5'-end of SSU-rRNA from (SSU-rRNA, 5.8S rRNA, LSU-rRNA); endonucleolytic cleavage in ITS1 to separate SSU-rRNA from 5.8S rRNA and LSU-rRNA from tricistronic rRNA transcript (SSU-rRNA, 5.8S rRNA, LSU-rRNA)
Cellular component (GO): nucleolus
Molecular function (GO): RNA binding
Source: RefSeq, a predicted model, not a curated record
AUGUCAGACAGUGAGGACUACAUACGACAAUCUGACUCAGAGGACGACGUUUCAGACUCGGGGUUUAUGAGCAGGACAAAACCAGUUGCCAAACGAGCUUUUGAGGAUGCGUUUGACUCGGACAAGGAAGACGGAGUUGACAGUGAUGAAGAAGAGUUUGAGCAAAUAGGAAAGAACAAAAAGCUUCAGAAUGGCUUUGGAAGCGAAGACGAAGACGACGACGAAGACGAAGACAGCAAUAAUGAGAAUGAAUCUGGUAUUGAUGAGGAUGCUUUAAUGGAGCAGGCCGCAGCGGAUGCCAGGAAUAACUUGGAUUUGGAGCAGAUAGGUGGAAAGACUCAAAAGCUGAAAAAGCUUACACCAAAGCAACUAGAAAAACAAGCUGCUAAGAUCAAGAAGACUGGCGUUGUGUAUAUCUCGCGAGUUCCACCCUACAUGAAGCCUACCAAAAUGAGACAGGUGCUUUCCAGAUUUGGUGAAGUUGGAAGAUUGUUCCUGAAACCAGAAGAUCAAUCGGUAUACAAACGCCGUGUGAAGACUGGAGGUAAUAAGAAGAAGAAGUUUGAUGAGGGAUGGGUGGAAUUUGCAAACAAGAAGGACGCGAAGCUUUGUGCAUUCACGCUCAAUGGUAAUACUUUGGGUGGGAAAAAGGGAAAUUUCUACUACGACGACAUAAUCAAUGUGAAGUAUCUCAAACACUUCAAGUGGGAUGAUUUGACGUCGCAGAUAAGCAGAGAGAACGAGAUCAGGGAGGCCAAACUCCAAGCUGAACUUUCGCAGGCUCAGAAGCUGAAUAAGACUUUCAUCCAGAACGUGGAGAAGUCCAAGAUGGUCAAGAACAUGCAAGAACGGAAGAAGCAGAGAAAGGAUUACAAUCCUCAGGCGGAUGUGGAAGUGAAGAGGAGUUUCGAGCAGAGAGAGGUUACUUCCACCAGAGCCGAUUCCAAGUUCAACAAGACCAAGAUGAGUGAUAAAGUUAACAACGUGCUAAAUAGUGUAUUUUGA